AUGACUGGACAAAUGUUUAUAUCUGUUUACGAUGAUACACAUGAUAAGUUUGCUGAUAAAAUCGAAUACGAUUUAUGGCGUAUUAAUAAUACUGAUCGUAUUUUUAUAAAACAUGAUAUAGUUCAUGAGAAUAAUCAAAAUAUAUUAUUUACAGUAAAUACAAUUGAUGAUUUUGGUUGUUAUGACGUAGUUCUAAAUAUAAAAGAUUAUUUUGAACGUUUUAAUGAAAAUAUUGAUUUACCUACUAGUCAAUAUACUAUUCCUGUUGGUAUGAAUGAACUUGAUAAAUCUUAUCAUUUAGGUAUUCAUAUCACACCAACUCAAGUUUCAUGUGUUUUAUAA
This is a messenger RNA of Rotaria sordida, 342 nucleotides long. NCBI's taxonomy places the organism in Eukaryota, Metazoa, Rotifera, Eurotatoria, Philodinida, Philodinidae. The record is from the annotation of a GenBank genome assembly.